Effrenium voratum is the source of this 336-nucleotide messenger RNA. The record is from the annotation of a GenBank genome assembly. NCBI's taxonomy places the organism in Eukaryota, Dinophyceae, Suessiales, Symbiodiniaceae.
AUGGGUUACCAGCAGCCGCCUAACAUCGGGGUGCGGGAGAUGCUGGACAUGUACCAGUUCCCCGGAGACGACACGCCUUUCAUCAAGGGCUCGGCCAAAGAGGCCUUGAACGGAGACACUGGGGAGUACGGCGUCCCGGCCAUCAAGCAGCUCAUGGAUGCAGUGGACACCUUCUUUCCGGACCCAAAGAGGGAUGUGGACAAGCCCUUCCUCAUGGGCGUAGAGAGUGUGAUGAGCAUCACGGGUAAGGGGACAGUCGCCACGGGCCGCAUCGAGCGGGGCAUGGCCAAGAGCGGGGAAACCGUCGAGAUAGUCGGCAUCAAGGACAAGCCCUGA